AAUCUUACGAUACAACCCCAUCAUCCAAAUAUACUCUCUCUCUUAAAAUCCCUCUCUCUUCUCUCUUUCUUUUUACUAACCAAAACUCCCUUGGAAUUUUCUGUCAAAUCUCUCUCUGCCAACCGUCUGGUCGGCAACGAAGCUUCAGGUCAUCAGGUGUGUGAGACUCUCUGCAUACACACAGUGUGUUGUCUCUCUCUCUCUCUCUCUCUCUCUCUCUCCUUAAAUUCCUCACAGACUCUUCACUCUCACUGCCCUCAACUCCAAAACUUGUGAUUUUCAACAACAAUCUCUUUCAUCUUUCUUUUCCACAAACGAUAUAACACAACCCAAAUUAAGAACCCAUUUGAUCGAUUCCUAUUUUGUGGAUCCAAUCGAAGUUUCUAAAUGAUGGGCAAUCGGUUUUCCGAUCAGUUUAGGCAGCCUCAGAUGUGAGAAAGAGGUCCAUUUCGCUGCUUCAUCUGAUUUUGAUUCCUCUUUUGGUUUCGGAAUCCACAAAGAGAUUCAACGUUUCGGGCAACCGAGCAUUCACGGAAAUUUAACAAGGAAAAGAGGAAAUUUUGCUUAGAUUGGGAUGAUUACUGUGAUGAACUCGAUACAUAAAUCGAUGAAUGAAUCGGAGGAGUGCUUGGAUUCUCAAUUAUGGCAUGCCUGCGCCGGCGGUAUGGUGCAAAUGCCGCCGGUGAACUCAAAAGUGUUUUAUUUCCCUCAAGGCCAUGCUGAGCAUGCUCAUGAGAAACUUGAUUCUGGGAAUUUUUCAAGAAUUCCCGCACUCGUUCUUUGUAGAGUAUCAGGAAUCAAAUUUUUGGCUGACACUGACACUGAUGAGGUUUAUGCCAAGAUAAGAUUGGUUCCUUUGAGGAACAAUGAUUCUGAUUUUGAUCAUGAUGAUGGGUUUCUGGGAAUUGAUAAAUCUGAGAACAAAGAGAAACCCUCAUCUUUUGCGAAGACUUUGACACAGUCUGAUGCUAAUAAUGGUGGGGGUUUCUCUGUUCCACGGUACUGUGCAGAGACGAUUUUCCCGCGGUUGGAUUAUUCAGCUGAACCUCCAGUUCAGACUAUCCUUGCAAAGGAUGUUCAUGGAGAGAUCUGGAAAUUUAGGCAUAUUUAUAGAGGGACUCCGCGUCGUCAUCUUCUGACGACAGGUUGGAGCAAUUUUGUGAAUCAGAAGAAGCUUGUUGCGGGGGAUUCGAUUGUUUUCUUGAGAGCAGAUAAUGGGGAUCUUUGUGUUGGAAUUCGUCGAGCAAAGAGGGGUAUUGGUGAUGGACCUGAGUCACCUUCUGGAUGGAACACAGUAGGUGGGAAUUGUGCUUCUCCUUAUGGUGGGUAUUCUGCUUUCUUGAGAGAAGAUGAGAAUAAAUUUAUGCGAAAUGGCAAUGGCGGUAGUGCUAAUUCCAAUGGGGUUUUAAUGGGGAACGGAAAAGUGAGGGCUGAAUCUGUUAUUGAAGCAACCGCUCUGGCUGCUAAUGGACAGCCUUUUGAGGUUGUCUACUAUCCACGAUCAAGUGCUCCAGAGUUUUGCGUGAAGGCCUCAUCUGUGAGGACUGCAAUGAGAAUUCAAUGGUGCCCCGGGAUGAGAUUUAAAAUGGCUUUUGAAACAGAAGAUUCAUCUCGUAUAAGCUGGUUCAUGGGGACUAUAUCUUCUGUUCAAGUUGAUGACCCGAUCCGGUGGCCUAAUUCUCCAUGGCGGCUUCUCCAGGUGGCAUGGGAUGAGCCAGAUUUGCUUCAGAACGUGACCCGAGUCAGUCCAUGGUUGGUUGAGUUGGUAUCAAACAUGCCUGCCAUCCAUUUCUCUCCUUUCACUCCACCAAGAAAGAAGUUGCGGGUUCCGCAACCCCCCGAUUUCCCUUUCAUUGGUCAACUUCCAAUGCCAUCAUUUCCCAGCAACCCCCUCAGGCCCAGCAGCCCCUUGUGUUGUAUAUCCGACAACAUUCCUGCAGGCAUACAGGGAGCCAGGCAUGCUCACUUUGGACUAUCUUCCGCAGAUCUCCACUUCAACAAACUUCACUCGGGUCUGUUUCCCCUUGGAUCGCAGCGACUUGAUUAUGCUGUCCAACCACCUAGAGUUCCCAUUGGCAACCUUACGGACAAUCCAAAGGACAACAAGAAUUUAUCUUGCUUGCUCACCAUGGGAAUUUCUACCCAAAAUUCAAAGAAAGAUAAUGAAACAAAGACACCUAUGUUCUUGCUAUUUGGCCAGCCCAUUCUAACAGAACAGCAGAUCUCUCAGAGCUGCUCAUCUGAUGAGAAUCCAGAGAAGACACCAAAUUUUUCUGAUGGAUCGGGAUCAGCGGUUCUCCAGAAUGGUCCACCGGAGAGCUUGUCUGAUGAUGGAUCGCCCUGGUACAAAGAUCACCAAAAAUCUGAGUUUGGAUUGGAGACUGGUCACUGUAAGGUGUUUAUGGAAUCAGAGGAUGUGGGUCGGACCCUUGACCUCUCAGCCCUUGGAUCAUACGAAGAGCUUUACAGAAAUCUGGCCAACUUGUUGGGCAUAGAAAGAUCAGGGAUGUUGAGCCACGUGCUCUACCGGGAUGCUGCCGGUGCCAUUAAACACACUGGAGACAAACCCUUCAGUGAGUUUUCGAAGACAGCAAAAAGGCUAACGAUACUAAUGGAUUCAGGAAAGCGCAACAUGGGGAGGUAGACUAAAAGUGACAGGUUGUGAAAUGUACAGUUUUGAAUUAUCAAAUCCUUGGUUUAGGUUCUUGUUUUUUUCCUUUUGGUGGUUGUGGAAGAAACCUGCUUCAACUAAUUUUGGGAAUAUUAGCUUGAGACUUGUAGCUACGCUUCAAUUUGUCUUCUUAAUGACAGGUUUUGAAUUAUUUGCUCUA
This is a messenger RNA of Camellia sinensis, 2831 nucleotides long. RefSeq names its product auxin response factor 18. Gene Ontology annotation, cellular component: nucleus. Gene Ontology annotation, biological process: response to hormone; regulation of DNA-templated transcription. Lineage: Eukaryota; Viridiplantae; Streptophyta; Magnoliopsida; Ericales; Theaceae. Gene Ontology annotation, molecular function: DNA binding. The record is from RefSeq and is a predicted model, not a curated record.